GAGCGCUGCCCCCUGGCGGACACGUCGCAGCGAGUUGCGUAACGAAGCACACUCGUCUUCGGACGUCGCGCCGAAAACUUUCUCUCCGUCGACGGAAUGGAGGAGCUGAAAUCGGCAUAAAGUUUCGCGCGAUGCGCACCCGCCGCCCGCUGCACUAGGCCGGUCUUUGCGCUCGACCGAUCGGGGGACGUCGCUCGUGUGAUUUGUUUGAAACUUCCCAAAGUUUUCGGCGAAAGUUGGCGCGGGGAGUGCGGCGACAGUGGUUUCGCCGGGGGAGUGUUGAGUGCCGGCGCCGCGCCGGUGGUCAGCGCCGUCGGCCGCAGUCGGCGGUGUCGGUGGUCCGCGGGCCCGCGGUGCUGGUGCGGUCGAUACUGCGGUGGGAGCGGCGAAGAUAAAUAUCUCGUCAUGUGGGGGCAGACAGUGCAGCCUAUUAGAACAUAAUAGACGACGCCUCUCAUGACCACAGAGCUCUGCCGGCAGCAGAAAGAUGUCCUAAUAUGGGUUGGUCAUGCGUGGUGGCACGCGCCGUGGCCGUCUUCCUCAUGCUCAGCCGAGCAACAGCUUUGACGUCCGACAUAUUCGCUGCGGGAAAGUCGGACAAGGAGAUAUUGGACAACCUCUUGAAAAACUCCCGCUAUGACAAAAGACUGCUUCCACCAGUUGACGGCGUCCUCAUGGUGAAUGUCAGCGUUCUUCUACUUAGUUUAGCGUCUCCAGAUGAGUCUAGUCUUAAAUAUGAGGUCGAUUUUUUGCUUCAACAGCAAUGGUACGAUCCUCGCCUUAGAUAUUCCAACCAGUCUGAUUACGAAUAUCUAAACGCCAUCCACCAUCAUGAAGAUAUCUGGCUACCAGAUACCUACUUCAUAAUGCAUGGCGAUUUCAAAGACCCAAUAAUACCAAUGCAUUUUGCAUUACGUAUUUACCGUAACGGCACCAUCAACUAUUUGAUGCGACGCCAUCUUAUACUAUCCUGCCAAGGGCGGCUCAACAUCUUUCCCUUUGACGAUCCAUUGUGUUCAUUUGCCUUAGAGAGUAUCUCGUAUGAAAUGUCUGCGAUAACGUACGUAUGGAAAAACGAUGAAGAUACGCUGCGAAAGUCACCCUCGUUGACCACGCUCAAUGCGUAUCUCAUCCAGAACCAAACCAUACCCUGCCCGAUCAAAGCGAGCUGGAGAGCUGAUGGUAUGUCACAAUACGAAGACGACGAACUGACAUGUAACCUUUGCCAGAGACGAUUUGAGGAGCAAGGUAACUACAGCUGUCUAAAGGUGGACUUAAUUUUUACGAGAGACCGAGCAUUCUACUUUACCACUGUAUUCAUUCCUGGAAUUAUUCUGGUGACCUCCUCCUUCAUCACAUUUUGGUUGGAAUGGAACGCUGUUCCAGCUCGUUCCAUGAUAGGUAAUUACAGCUGCCUCCGGGUGGACCUCAUCUUCACGCGAGAUAGAUCAUUUUACUUCACUACUGUUUUUAUUCCUGGAAUUAUUUUGGUGACAUCGUCAUUUAUUACUUUUUGGCUGGAAUGGAAUGCAGUGCCUGCUAGAGUUAUGAUAGGCGUAACAACGAUGCUGAAUUUCUUCACUACGUCGAACGGGUUCCGUUCAACGUUGCCGGUCGUGUCGAACCUGACGGCGAUGAACGUAUGGGACGGCGUGUGUAUGUGUUUCAUCUACGCCUCGCUGCUGGAGUUCGUGUGCGUGAACUACGUCGGCCGCAAGCGCCCGCUCCACAACGUCGUGUACAGACCCGGGGAGAACCCGGUCACUCAGCGACUGCCCGCAGUCCUGAGCAGAAUUGGCAUUAUACUGGCCAGCCCCUUGGAGGCGAUGGCAAUAUUUCACUGGGCCAAGCCAGAAACGCCCCAGCCGGAGACUAGCGGUGCAGGGGAUAAAAAACGGGAGUCGACGGGUGCGGCGGACUUGGUGACGUGUACGGCGUGCUCCGGCCCACCCGGCUCCUGCACGCACACUGCCAACAACGGGGGCGUCUCGGAGCCAUGUUUCGUCCAGGUACGCAAGAAGGAGCCGCCGCACCCGAUCCGCGUGGCGAAGACGAUCGACGUGAUCGCCCGCAUCACCUUCCCCACUGCCUACGCCGUUUUUCUGAUCUUCUUCUUCAUCCACUACAAGGCCUUCUCUUAAUGCCGCCCGCGCCCCUGCGCCCCGCCCGCUCCGCCCGCGCCGGCCGCAUUCGGGACAGUCAGAACAACAUAUUUUGUAUAUUUUAUUACACGCCGCUGCGUUCGAGCGCCCCACGGCCACGCCACGGUACCUAAGAUAAUAUUUUUGAUGAACAUCCAUAUUGUUAAGUAUUUGUGAUUAUAUUCAGUACCUAGUCGUAGUGUUUAAGCUGAAGCAUCGAGCGAGAGAACGUGCCGCUUCGAAAGUUGCGUUCGGAUGUGAGUCGGGAAUUUUGCUACCGGUUUUUAAUAUGUUAAAAAAAUUAAACGUGGAUGUGAUCGACUUGAGACUCUUUUAAGAAAUUAUAAUUCUUAUGAUAGGUUAAAGAGGGAUCAAAACGUGAAAAACUUUUGAUACGAAUGAAAAUUCACGAAGGAAGCUCUUAAGCGUUCGUACGCCGCUACGCAGACCUACUACUAGCAGUCCACUCGUAUUUAAUUUAAGCUAAACGAUAAAUUUAUUACAUUAUUUAAGUACGAUAGUUUAAUCGGUCACUCCUAGUUGUAGUUGGAAUUUUCCAUGAAACACCCAUUCUAAUUAUUGUGAUAAUGUCUCAUUACUCUUAAAUUGCUUUUAGCUGUAUCGUUUAUUUAAGUUUCGUAUAAUUUAUUACUAGCGAAUCAAAUAUUUUAAGUAUAGUACAAAACUAGAUGAUAAAGCUCAAAUAUGAAUAUAAUUAUAGAGCACGUUUUCAUUACGCUAUCGAUUCAUAUCACGACGUUCCACCAUAUAAAAUAUACCAUGAACAUGCCUUCAAUUCUACGUAUCGUUUGCCUGAAAAUGAAUUACAAUGAAAAAUGAAAGAUUAUGCAAUAAAUUAGCGGAAUAUUUAAAAUAGAAUGUAUUUGGCGGUACCUUGUAGAUACUUU
This is a messenger RNA of Aricia agestis (brown argus), 3049 nucleotides long. It is a transcript of the gene pHCl-1, whose product is annotated as glutamate-gated chloride channel. Gene Ontology annotation, molecular function: extracellular ligand-gated monoatomic ion channel activity; chloride channel activity; transmembrane signaling receptor activity. The transcript is spliced from 16 exons. Gene Ontology annotation, cellular component: synapse; neuron projection; membrane. The record is from RefSeq and is a predicted model, not a curated record. The coding region runs from base 498 to 2141 and encodes 547 amino acids. Lineage: Eukaryota; Metazoa; Arthropoda; Insecta; Lepidoptera; Lycaenidae. Gene Ontology annotation, biological process: signal transduction; nervous system process; regulation of membrane potential.